Molecule: messenger RNA, 606 nt
Organism: Rubroshorea leprosula
Lineage: Eukaryota; Viridiplantae; Streptophyta; Magnoliopsida; Malvales; Dipterocarpaceae
Source: the annotation of a GenBank genome assembly
GACAACCCCCCCCAAGCCCUUCUAGCCAUCGACUCAUUUUGAGAAAAAUUGGUGACCAAGCUUGGGAUUUUCUCUUUCUUUUCUUGUUCUUGAACCCAGAAAUCCCCCCCCCUCUGCUGGAAAUUCCAGAUCUACUCUGCUCCUCCCCUGCAGCCGGCAAGAGCCCCAGCCACCGCCACCCAUUUCCGGUCGGGAACACCGGCAAAGCUUGGGGAUUUCUCCCUAUUUUCUUGUUCUAGAACAGCCACUAAACCAGAAUUUCCAGAUCUGUUCUGCUCUGCAUCGUCCUCUCUUUGCUGUUCGCGAGUUCUGCUAUGUGGGUUUGAGUUUCUGGGCAUUUUUUGGCCGUGAGUUUCCCCUGCAGAUGCCGCCGGCUUCUUCUCCCUGCCAGCUCCGGUUUGCUUGCUGGAAUUCUGGUUUUGAUCGUUCUGUCACCGUAGCACUUGGGUUAGCCUUCUGUUCUGUGCGAGUAAGGUAAGUAAAUCAUGGUAAAGCCCUUCGAUUUUAAAGCAUGUUUUAAACUGUUUUUGAGAUGGUGGCAAGGUUUAACUUGAUUUUUAAUUGAUUUUAUCUGCAUCUGAGUGCAAUUAAACUGAAAUGAGAAUU